GCUCCCAGGUCGCCCAGCUGUUAACGUCAAAUAAAAACGUAUACGUGUGUGACCGUGUGACCACAGGUCACCAAAAACAGGAAAAUGUGGAGGUUUUUCAACAACUAAACAGCGGUCGUUUUUGAUGAGUGCCCCCCUUCAAUUUUACGACUUUACUCUGCACAACCGGUAGAAAUGGCCUCAGGUGGGGCCCCGUUGCCAGCGGCCACCCAUUGGUCCACCAAGGUGGAGCUGACCAUCUCCUGUGAGAACCUCAUGGACAUGGACGUCUUUUCUAAGUCUGACCCUCUGUGCGCCUUGUACAUUAACACGUCAGGCUCCCACUGGUAUGAGUUUGGACGCACAGAGAUGAUCUUGAACUGCCUGAAUCCAAAGUUUUCCAAGAAGUUUGUGGUCGAUUACUAUUUCGAGACGGUGCAGAAGAUGAAGUUCUGCGUGUAUGAUAUUGACAAUGACACCCAUGACCUGGGGGAUGACGAUUUCCUGGGGGAGCUUGAAUGCACGCUGGGACAGAUCGUUUCUAACAGGCAGAUGACCCGAUCUCUAUUGCUGAAGGACAAGCGGCCUGCAGGUCGUGGGACCAUCACAAUAUGUGCCGAAGAGAUAACCGACAGCAGAGUGGCCAACUUUGAGGUGUCAGGCCGCAGUCUGGACAAGAAGUUUUUGUGGUGGUCCGAUCCUUUCCUGGAACUCUACAAGCAGACGGAGACUGGAUGGCAGCUGGCUCACAGGACCGAGGUGGUAAACAACAACGUAAACCCAGUGUGGAGGCCGUUCCGCGUCUCUUUGCGAUCUCUCUGCGGAGGAGAAGUGGAGAGACCUAUAAAGGUCGACUGCUAUGACAACCGUGUGAGCGGCGCUCAUGACCUUAUUGGCAGCUUUAAAGCCACGCUGGCGGAGAUGCAAAUGGGAACACACGUUUCCCCUGUGGAAUUUGAGUGCAUCGCCCCAAAAAAGCUGAAAAAGAAAAACUAUAAAAACUCUGGAGUCAUUUGCAUUAAGAACUGCCAGGUGGUGAAGGAGUACACCUUCCUGGAUUAUAUUAUGGGUGGUUGUCAAAUCAACUUCACUAUUGCCAUUGACUUCACAGGCUCUAACGGGGACCCCAGCUCCCCCCAGUCCCUCCACUACAUCAACCCUGAGGGCUACAAUGAGUACCUGUCUGCCAUCUGGACAGUGGGCAAUGUCAUCCAGGACUAUGACAGUACCAAGAUGUUUCCUGUCUUUGGUUUUGGAGCCCAGCUGCCUUCCACCUCGCAGGUUUCCCAUGAAUUUCCUAUCAAUUUCAAUCCAGCAAACCCCUUCUGCGCGGGAAUAGAGGGUGUGGUGCACGCCUACCAGCAGUGUCUCCCCCGGUUGAAGCUCUGGGGCCCCACCAACUUCUCUCCGAUUAUCAACCACGUAGCCUGCUUUGCCAGACAAGCUCUUCGCCAGAAUAUGGCCUCACAAUACUUUGUGCUGCUCAUCAUCACAGACGGUGUGAUCACAGACAUGGACCAGACAUGCACUGCUAUCGUGGAGGCCUCUCGCUUGCCCAUGUCUAUCAUUAUCGUGGGUGUGGGAGGGGCGGACUUCAGCGAGAUGGAGUUCCUUGACAGUGAUGACGAACUGCUGUCCUCGCCCAGGGGGGACGUCGCCUCCAGAGACAUCGUCCAGUUUGUGCCCUUCAGAGAUUUUCAAGGAAACCACACGUCCCUUGCCCAGAGCGUCCUGGCGGAGCUGCCUGAUCAAGUGGCUUCCUUCUUCAAUUCUUACAAGCUGAAACCCCCAAAUAUACUCCGUGAAUCUGACCCGUCAUAGACAUUCGGGUUAAAGUACCCCGAUGACCUCAUCUUCACUAACCCUAACCCUUCUGCAUUUUCGAGAUGGAAUAAAUUAAUGUGGGUAACGCAGACAAGCAAAUAUGAUUUUACUUGAUUUAAAGUUAAAGAAGAAUAUCUUCUGUUUCUAAAGAUACAUGAUAGCUUGCAUAGUGCAUGCAUUACAAACAUUACAAAUAUACUACUUAAGAGGGUGGUAUUGCAGUGUUGAUGUAUGCCAUUAUUUUAUUUAUUUUUCAUGUAUUACCUCUUCUCUGCUAUCUUGUGCGAACUCUAAAUAAGACCUUUUGAGUCUCAACCACCAAUUAUAUGAGAAAGUAGUGGACUCAUAAUUUAACUGAUUGUUAAGCGUUGUGUCCCCUCCAUAACACUAUUUUAACACUAUUCUUGCAGUCCUGGUUGGAUCGGUACAUGCAAGCAUUGUUGAAUUCAUCUAUGUUUAUCAUGCUGAGCGUGAUCUUUAAUUUAAUACUUAAAGUUAACAUAAGUUUGA
Gasterosteus aculeatus aculeatus (three-spined stickleback) is the source of this 2313-nucleotide messenger RNA. RefSeq names its product copine-3. NCBI's taxonomy places the organism in Eukaryota, Metazoa, Chordata, Actinopteri, Perciformes, Gasterosteidae. Gene Ontology annotation, biological process: ERBB2 signaling pathway; cellular response to calcium ion. Gene Ontology annotation, molecular function: receptor tyrosine kinase binding; calcium-dependent phospholipid binding. Gene Ontology annotation, cellular component: plasma membrane. The record is from RefSeq and is a predicted model, not a curated record.